AUGCUAUCCGAUGAUAGUACUGUGGAUACCUCCAGUAGUCAGGGUGCCCGAAUGUCCAAAGCAUCCUCGCGCACAAAAUUCGCUGCCCGUGCAAAGAACGUUCGCCGCCGAGACAGUUCACGCACGCUAAGAGAGCGGGAUCGAGGGCGGUCCACGUCUGCCUUGAAUCAACCCACCAACUAUGAUGAUACUAGUGGGGUACUGUCGAAAGCACAGCUCACUGAAUCGGAGUUCACUCGAGUAUCUGUUUAUCAAACAAGACAUGAGAUGCCGCGAGCAGAACCGUGGAGAUACCAUGCAGACCCCGCGGUACCUCAAACAACGGCUACAAAAAAUGGUAAUGGCGGUAACAGUGAAAAUGAUGUGCAUGAAGACGGGCAUAGGGUGGGGGAUAGAGAUCAUGAUGCUGAUGAUAAUGAUGGUGAUGUUCCAAUGGAUCUCGGCGGGCCAUCCCCUGAACAAAGCCCAGAAAAUGAACCCAAUGAUGAUCUCAAUGACACGUAUUCAUCCCAUUCCUUGGAGCCACCAUCGGGGUCACAGUCGUCGGAUCCACCCCCGAUGUACAAGCAGCCAGAGACCAAUGACAUCACAGAAGAUCAGUUGAUCCAAGAGGUGCGCUCGAUCUAUGCUGGACUAGUGAUGGUGGAAAAGAAAUGCAUCGAGGUCGACAAACAACAAACUGAAUCCAAUGCCGAGUUAUCUGGCCUACAAUGGCAAGCAAUGAUAUCCCUGCAUCGAACAUUACUUUAUGAACACCAUGAUUUUUUUCUGGCCUCCCAACACCCGUCCGCCAGUCAGGUGUUGAAAGAAUUGGCCGACAAAUAUGCAAUGCCUGCACGCAUGUGGAGAUAUGGCAUUCACUCAUUUUUGGAGCUGCUUCGGCAAAAGCUGCCCGGCUCUUUGGAUUAUAUGUUGAAUUUCAUCUACCUCGCAUACCCGAUGAUGACACUCUUACUUGAAAGCGUCGAUGCAUUCAGCGAGACUUGGAUCGAGUGCCUGGGUGAUUUAGCACGAUAUCGCAUGGCUGUGGAAGAGUCUGACAUGAGAGACCGGGAGGUUUGGGCCGGAGUUUCGCGAUACUGGUACAAUCAAGACGCUGAUCGCAGCCCUGAAGUUGGUCGUAUUCAACAUCAUCUUGCAGUAUUAGCUCGUCCAGACGUGCUUCUGCAGCUUUUCCACUACACCAAAGCGCUAGUGAGUGUACGUCCUUUCCCCAAUGCGCGAGAGAGUGUGGUCCUUCUCUUCGGUCCGUAUAAUGGACAAGAUCAAAAUUUGAAUCAGCACACAAUGGUCACUGCUUUUAUAGCUACUCACAGUGCCCUAUUCAAUAAAUGGCCGGCUGAUCAAUUCGUCGCCUUGGCAAAUCACUUCUUGAUACUCUUGCGGCAAGAAUCCCGGCACCUGGGUCGUCAGGGUCAAACAGGAGUUUACAUUAUGUCGUGUAAUUUCGCGUCGAUCCUUCAAUACGGUGACGACGAAGUCGAUGCCGAUAUAGUGAUGGAAUUUGCUCAUAAAAAUGAUGCAUCGGCUGCAGGUGCUUCUGAACUUGCGCUCAAUUGGACGUCGGGUUUGGACUUGGGCUCGAAAGUGAAGAUCAAAGAAAAGGGCCAGCCAACACAUCCUAGCGCCCAUCUCCCUCCAAUGGUUUUUCACGGCAGUACUCUCGCCUUCCACACACUUUCAGUCUUGCUCGACCAACUAGGUGACCCUAGUAUAUACCCAAGUGUACAUAUCUCAUUAUCAUUCAUCUGGUGCCUUGCCCUCCACCCGCUCGCCAUGCAACCAGUCGACGCAUUCAUCCCGUGGGUCAGCAUCGGGAGAUUCCUCAACACUCUUAUCGACGCUUUCCUCAACGCUCUCCGUGAAUCUGAGAUCGACCCCGACAGCAAAUUCAACGAAAUCGAAGAUAGAAACUUCCCACUGGAGGAUAUGCCGACGCGUCAUCUACCGGAGGAUUUCCUUAUCCGCGGUCAAUCCUGGAGCCAGCUCUACUACCCCGACAAAUUUUUCGAAGGAGCCCCCUCGGAGGACGACAGACCCGUUAUUGAACCGGAUACCAUUCCCAUCCCUCGCAUGGAAAGAUGCCUCUGGCUAGGCGUGCAAAUAGCAACGUUCCGUCGUUGGUUAACAUACGAGAAUCGCAGGUUCAACGUUACUCCGGACGCGCUUGGGAACGCAAAGAUUGCAGAAUUUUGCGGAGGCCUCAAUAGCAGCGCUGCUAGAUCUUCACUUUCUUAUCACGGGACUCACGACAAGAUGUGA
Molecule: messenger RNA, 2262 nt
Organism: Penicillium subrubescens
Lineage: Eukaryota; Fungi; Ascomycota; Eurotiomycetes; Eurotiales; Aspergillaceae
Product: DNA/RNA-binding domain E.t1.c1-type
Exons: 2
Coding region: 1-2262 (753 amino acids)
Biological process (GO): nuclear-transcribed mRNA catabolic process, nonsense-mediated decay
Cellular component (GO): telomerase holoenzyme complex
Molecular function (GO): protein binding; telomerase RNA binding; telomeric repeat DNA binding
Source: RefSeq, a predicted model, not a curated record